Lactuca sativa (garden lettuce) is the source of this 570-nucleotide messenger RNA. NCBI's taxonomy places the organism in Eukaryota, Viridiplantae, Streptophyta, Magnoliopsida, Asterales, Asteraceae. The record is from RefSeq and is a predicted model, not a curated record.
AUGUUUAUUAAUGUGGCAAUUUUUUAUAGGUAUAAAAUACCUAUUCGUGUGCAAGAUGAUUCUGGAACAAUCACUCUAACUCUCUUUGAUAGAGAUGCUUAUAGACUCGUCAAAAAACGUGCACGUGAUCUUAUAGAGAAAAUCAAAAAGGCUGGGGAUAAUCCAAGAUUGUAUCCUUAUGACCUCAAAUGUCUGGGGCAUAAAAAGAUGGCUUUUAAAGUAGAUGUUAAUAGUUUUAAGGAUGCGAUCUCACAAACAGGUGAUAAUUUGACCCCAACAAUGCCUGACAAAUUUGAAGCUACAAGUUCGUUCAAGUAUAAUUCCCCAACAAUAGUAAAAAAACGAAAUGUUGGAGAUACCAUUGAUGUUGAUGAUUAUGAUAACGUGAAUUCGUCCACCAAGGUCCCUCGAUUGAAUUCCAAAGUUGAUGGCAACACAGGUCUAUUAAUACCAAAGCUUGAAAAUAUUGCUCUUUGUGGUGUCCACUGUUCAAACAUUGAUACUUCUUGCUUUAUUUUCGCUGCUAUUCUAUAUUUUAAUACGAUUAUGCUUUUAGGGUUAUCAUUGUAA